AUGGCAAUCACUCCGUCCGCAUCGAAGCGACGUGUGAGGCACUCGCUCCCAGCAGUGUUAAUGCGGGCCGGCACAUCUAAAGGCCUGUUCAUCCACCGCUCUCACCUACCUCCGUCAGAAAAAGAAUGGGCAACACCACUUUUAGCCGCACUGGGUUCUAAAUAUAGUGACGCCCGUCAGAUUGAUGGUGUUGGAGGCGGUAGCAGUGUUACUUCCAAAGUAGCCGUUGUCGCGCCGUCUAGUCAACCUGGCAUUGAUGUUGAGUACACUUUCGUCCAGGUUGCCGUAGGAAGCGAGAGUGUCGACCUUAGCGGCAACUGCGGCAACAUAUGCUCGGGAGUCGGUCCUUUUGCAGUCCAGGAGAGGCUCGUAACGCCGCUGCCCGGGGCAAAGUCGGUGGAUGUACGCAUCCUUAACACCAAUACGUCUAAGCUUAUUGUGGAGACGGUGUGUCUUGACGAAGAUGGAAACGUCGAGGAGGAUGGAGAUUGCCUUAUUCCAGGCGUUAAGGGGCCCGGAAGUGAGAUCAAGGUUGCCUUUGUCGAGCCGAUAGGCAGCAUGACAGGCAAACUAUUCCCCAGCGGGCACCGGUCAGAAAGACUGAUUGUCGAGGAAGUUACUUCGUUGGGCCCCUUCAAAGUCGAGGCGACAUUGAUCGACUCAGCCAACCCGUUUGUAUUGGUUGACUCUGAGAGUCUACCCCCUCAAGUGAAGACUCAGCUCCCGGAUUCACCCAUGUCUCUUGAGGUCGCUGAAGCAAUUCGUAGGCGAGGAGCUGUUCUCAUGGGUCUCGCCGGUACCUUAGAAGAAGCCGGAAUGGUUAGAGGCACACCGAAGCUCGCAUACCUUUCCCGGCCAACUUCUGGUGGGCUGACCAAACGAGACGCAGACAUCCGAGUGCAAGCAUACAGCAUGGGGAAGCCGCAUCCCAGUCUGCAGCUCACAGGAGGUGUCACUUUAGCUAGCGCCAUGAUCAUGGAGGGAACAGUGGCACACCGAAUAGCAAGCCUUAGCAUGACGCUACACAAUGAGGGAAUACCAACGCCCAGAAGAACACCGAGUCCUUCUGCAAUCAAAACAGGAGACCUGUUAUUAGAUGAGUCAGAAUCUCUACCCUUUCAAAGCGAUGCAGUAAGCCGGAUAAUUCGAAUCGAACACGGCAGCGGUACAAUGGAAGUAGAAGCAUGGGCGCGCCAGGGCGAGCAUGGCCUCAUUAUAGAUCGCUGUGUCGUUUUGAGAACUGCUCGAAGACUCUUCGAAGGGAACGUCCUGUAUUAUACCUAG
Molecule: messenger RNA, 1284 nt
Organism: Colletotrichum truncatum
Lineage: Eukaryota; Fungi; Ascomycota; Sordariomycetes; Glomerellales; Glomerellaceae
Product: methylitaconate delta2-delta3-isomerase
Source: RefSeq, a predicted model, not a curated record